Molecule: messenger RNA, 1599 nt
Organism: Aspergillus niger
Lineage: Eukaryota; Fungi; Ascomycota; Eurotiomycetes; Eurotiales; Aspergillaceae
Exons: 3
Coding region: 1-1599 (532 amino acids)
Biological process (GO): transmembrane transport
Cellular component (GO): membrane
Molecular function (GO): transmembrane transporter activity
Source: RefSeq, a predicted model, not a curated record
AUGGGUGCAGACCGUAUUGCAGUGGCCAAUGAUGGCAUGACUCGUGAGAGAAACAUCGAGGCUCAGAGUGCCUUCGCUUCUACUUUGGUGGUGGAUGUCGAGAAGGCGCCUCAUUCUAAGGAAGUGCCCACUGACAGACCGCAUACCAAUGUCUAUGGCUCCACUAUUGACACUCCCACUUCUGUGGCUGGAACCGAUGCCGUCUAUGCGGCUAAGGCGGCGCUUCUGAACCAGGCGCUGAUGGAUAUGGGUAUGGGGUUGUAUCAGUGGUUGCUUUUUAUUAUCACCAGUGUGGGAUGGUUUCUCGAUAGUUUCUGGUUGAUGUCCUUCACGGUCAUCGCCCCCUCCAGCGCCAAUGAAGCCCAGUUCUUCUUCACCGACAACAAAGAGGCCUACCUCUUCAUCAGUAUGUACGUCGGUCUGACCACGGGCUCCACCGCCUGGCCCUGGAUGUCCGACAUGCUGGGCCGGAAGUGGAUCUUCACGAGCACCCUGGUCCUUAUGGGCAUGGGUGGCCUCGUCGGUGCUGGAAUGCCGUCUUUCACCGGCCUUUGUGUCGUUGGCUUCGUUGUCGGCUUUGCAGUGGCUGGCAACCAGGUCGUGGAUGCGAUGAUUCUGCUCGAAUCUGUUCCCGCAUCUCACCAGUUCCUUGUCUCCAUGCAGGGUGCCAUGUGGGGACUGGGUCAGCUGGUAGCAGCAGCUGUCGGAUGCAGCUCCCAAUGCCAUUACGUCUCCAACAAGGGCUGGCGCUACGUCUGGUGGACCUUCGGCUGUAUGACACUCUUUCUGUACUUGUGCCGGUUUGCCUUCCCGCUGCGCGAAACCCCCAAGUAUCUGCUCUCCAAGCGCCGCGACGCCGAAGCCACCCAGCUCGUCAAGGACAUCGCCGCCUACAGCAACCGUAAGACCUGGCUGGAGGAGUCCUCCUUUGCGCGCAUUGACUCGACCGUUGAUGCCAGCGCCCCCGAGUCCCGUCGCCAGUCGCGCACCAAGUCCCUCCUGUCCUCUGCCGGAGCCAUCGGCCUCCCCGUUCUCUGUCUCCUCUGGGCCGUCGCCGGGUUGACUUUCACCCUGCACAAAACCUACAUCAGCAAGUACCUCGCCACUAAGGGUGUCGAGGCGGUAUCAGCUACCUCCGUGACUACUGGAUACCUCUACAGCCGGUACCUGUACGUUGCGCUGUGCGCUAUCCCCGGCCCGAUCGUGGUGGGUCUUCUCAUUGAGGCGAAGGGACUGGGUCGCAAGCGCACGGGAUCUAUUGUCGCUGUGCUGACCGGUUUGUUCAUGUUUCUCGCGACGGUGUCGCGGUCGAGGAAUGCGCUGCUCGCGUUCGAAUGUAUCCUGUCGUUCUUGCAGACGGCGACGAUGGCGGUGCUAGUUACGUACUCCGUCGAGGUGUUUGCGGCACCGUUCCGGGGUUUCGGGCUGGGAGUCGUCGGAUUCUGCUGGGGAUUGUUUGGGUUGAUUGCUAGUAUUAUUACGACGUUCGAGAGCACUGUUGCCGAUGGUGCGGCGGUGUGGUUCUGUGGUGCUAUUUGGGUGAUCAUGGGUGGUGCUUGGAUGGUUGUGCCUGAGACGAAGGGUCGGGCUGCUGCUUAG